AUGGCUUUUCGACCAACAUCCGCUCGCUUCCUAGAGCUCACACGCGGUUUGCUUCACGAGAACCCUCUGGGUCUUCCGCGAUCAGGGACACCGCCUACAUGGGGAAAACGACCGCAGAAACGAAAGAUUAACGGCGUUGACAAGGUCAUCGCAGUGUCCUCGGCUAAAGGCGGAGUCGGCAAGAGCACAAUUGCUGACAACCAGCUCGUGCCAUUGACCAACUAUGGCGUAAAGACCAUGUCCAUGGGGUACCUGGUUGGUGAGAAUGCCCCGGUAGUCUGGCGCGGGCCAAUGGUCAUGAAAGCUGUGCAGCAGCUCUUGCAUGAGGUUGACUGGGGAGGUCUGGACAUGCUUGUCCUGGAUCUUCCUCCAGGAACUGGCGACACACAGCUCACCAUCACACAGCAAGUCAUCCUCGAUGGCGCUGUCAUAGUUACCACGCCGCAUACGCUGGCGACCAAGGACGCCGUCAAGGGUAUCAACAUGUUCAAGACGGUGGACGUCGACAUCCUCGGGCUGGUUCACAACAUGUCACUAUUCAAGUGCCCGCAUUGCAACGGCGAGACGCACGUAUUCGGCUCGAACGAAAGAGUCGAGCGAAUGUGCAACGACCACCGCAUUGACUUUUUGGGUGACAUCCCGCUCCAUCCCAACAUUGGUGAUGAUGGCGAGAGAGGCAAGCCAACGGUUGUUGCAGAGCCUACGAGCGAGCGAGCGUCAGCGUUUCUGAACAUUGCCGGGGAUGUCAUGGCCAAAGUCGGCUUGAAAACUGGGUAG
Emericellopsis cladophorae is the source of this 777-nucleotide messenger RNA. RefSeq names its product Iron-sulfur protein IND1. The coding region runs from base 1 to 777 and encodes 258 amino acids. Lineage: Eukaryota; Fungi; Ascomycota; Sordariomycetes; Hypocreales; Bionectriaceae. Gene Ontology annotation, biological process: iron-sulfur cluster assembly; mitochondrial respiratory chain complex I assembly. Gene Ontology annotation, molecular function: 4 iron, 4 sulfur cluster binding; ATP-dependent FeS chaperone activity; ATP binding. Gene Ontology annotation, cellular component: mitochondrion. The record is from RefSeq and is a predicted model, not a curated record. The transcript has 3 exons.